UGAGGCUCGCCGAGUGACACCAUGAGCUCCAAGGUGUGCAAGAACUGCGGCAGCUCGGACAUCGACGUGGACCAGGCCCGCGGAGAUGCCGUCUGCAUGACCUGCGGCUCCGUGCUGGAGGACAACAUCAUCGUGUCCGAGGUGGAGUUCGUGGAGACGGGAGGCGGAGGGUCGUCGGCUGUCGGACAGUUUGUCUCCACUGACGCUGGAGGAAUCAACCCGUCUUUUGGGGACAACCACUUCUCAGGUGUGGGGAGGGAGUCCAGAGCUCAGACGCUGCAGAGAGCGAGAAUGAACAUCAACACUCUGGGUCACCAGCUGCAGAUGAACAAGCACUGUCUGGACACGGCCUUGAACUUCUACAAGAUGGCGCUCAUGAAGCACCUGACCAGCGGACGCAAGAACUCCCACGUGGUCGCCGCAUGCCUCUACCUGGUCUGCCGCACCGAGGGAACGCCGCACAUGCUGCUGGACCUCAGUGAUAUCCUGCAGGUGAACGUCUACAUGCUGGGAAGAACCUUCCUGGUGCUGUCCAGAGAGCUGUGCAUCAACGCCCCGGCUAUAGACCCGUGCCUCUACAUCCCCCGCUUCGCCCAGCUGCUGGAGUUCGGGGAGAAGAACCACGACGUGUCCAUGACGGCCAUGAGGCUGGUGCAGAGGAUGAAGAGGGACUGGAUGCACACAGGACGAAGGCCGUCGGGACUCUGUGGGGCAGCUCUUCUGGUCGCUGCUCGUAUGCACGACUUCCGCCGCACCAUCAAAGAAAUCAUCAGCGUUGUAAAAGUGUGUGAAACCACGCUGAGAAAAAGACUGACGGAGUUCGAGGACACGCCCACCAGUCAGCUGACCAUCGAAGAGUUCAUGAAGAUGGACCUGGAUGAGGAGUGUGACCCGCCCUCCUUUACUGAAGGACUGAGGAAGAAAAAAAUCAAUAAGCUGGAGGUCGAGCUGAAGAAGAAGAUGAAUGACGUCGAAGAUGAAAUUCAGGUCUACCAGGAUGAAAUAGACGCAGAGCUUCAGAGCUGUCGACCCAAACUGAGAGGAGUUUACGCCGCCUACGCUAAAGAAGGCAUUGACAAAGACGACGGCGACGACCGCUCCACGUCGCCUCUGAUGCUGGACUGCGAGGAAGCAGAAGCAGAAGACGAGGACGUGCUUCAGGCCGUGGCCAAACACUUUGGCAAAGAGCUCGGCGAGCUCACGCUGGAGGCCCUGAUGAAACUGGAGCAUAAGGGACCGGACCAGGAGGAUGAGGAGGAGGAUGAGGACCAGGAGCUAGAGGGGGACAUCCCAAAGAGAAAAGCCCCGUCGCUGCAGUCCAUCCUGGGCCCCAUGCCCACGGCGGCCACUCUCGGCCUCCCCGAGGGCAUCGGAGACGGGAAGGGGAACGAUGGUGAUGCUGACGGCGGGGAACUGGACCUGAGCGGGAUAGACGACAGUGAGAUAGAGCUGUAUCUGCUGAGUGACCAUGAAAUCCAGGUGAAGACGGCGCUGUGGAUGGCAGAAAACUCAGACUACCUCAAAGAGCAGAAAGAGAAGGAAGCAAAGAUAGCGAAGGAGAAGGAGCUCGGGAUCUACAAAGAGAAGAAGGCCAGAGGACCCUCGAGGAAGCACCCUCCGAUCCGAGCCAACACCGCGGACGAGGCCAUCGGGAAGAUGCUGGAGCAGAAGAAGAUCUCCACCAAGAUCAACUACGACGUCCUGAAGGACCUCAACAUCAAGCCCCCCGCCAGCCCGGCCCACAAGGACGAGACCCCGAAGAGGGAGCCGUCCGCCGCCAGACUGACGGGACGCAACCGCAAUCCUCCUCGAACUCCUCUCAGCCUCAGCACGCCGCUCAGCAGCCUGGGGAAGAGGUUGCAGCCGUUCAUCACCGGACAGCCCAGCAAGAAGCUCGCUGUGGAGCAGAUUGCCACCUUCAGCCCCCUGCCGGUGCCCGUGGGAGCCCCCGCCAGCGGAGUGUUGGUGGAGAGCGGGCCGGUGGUCUACGACGACGCGGCCGGCGAAGAGGACGACGACGAGGAAGAGGAGGCUUGUGUCAGUGCCAUGGACCUGAUGGGCAGCAACGAUUAUGGCAGUGAUGUCGAUUACGAGGACUGAUUGUAGCAGCGGUCUUCUCCGGGUUUUUAAUCCCCGUCUCGUACGGAACCAUUCUGAAUCCUUAAGUGCAUCAAACGUUAACCACCGGGGACACAAAAUGGCAGCAGCCUCAGAGCGGAGCUGUGAUGGUAAGAGCAAUGAGGAAGUCCCAUCAGGAGUGAACGGGAUGGAAACAAAAGCUGGACACGCAUCCUCACUCCUUGUACCAUUUGGCAUCCCAGCUGGACCGAACUGGGAGGACGCACCGCUUGGAUGCUGACGGAGAAGUUCAAGGGGAAAUGAGGGAUGUAGUUAUGUUAAUCAUUGUGGCUCACAAGCCGCCCGCAGUGAUGAAACUGUAAAAUCAAACGUAGGAAAUAUUCCAGUAAACAUUGGUUUGUUGAGACGCAGGUCCGACGACAUUUAGGUUCAAACUGUCAGACGACUAGGAUCCAAAUAACUGCCGUUUCAACUGUUGUUUAAAGAAUACUUCUCCCACAAAAUGACCAUUUCUAUAUUAAUUACUCGCCUCUUCCCGCAUGCCUCCACGGUAAACAGAGAAUCACAAAAACAGAGAAAAGUCAGUAAAACUACAUCAAAACAUCCGUUUACAAAGAUGAUUGUUUGAUGGGUUUGACUCGGCAUGACCGUGUGCAUCUAAAUGUAUUUUGUUGCUUAAGUUAAAAUGCAUGAGUUAUGUGAGAGUUUGCAAACAGAUGUGUUGAUGUAGUUUCAAACGUUUACUUCUAUUCAAUUCCUCCGUUUGUUUUUUGAGUCUUUGGUCACCGUGGAGGUUUAAAAUCUAAUUUUACUUCAAUAAUUCAAAGUGACACACGGCGAGUCAUUUAUAUACUAAUGCUUAUUCUUUUAAAUGACUCUAUUCUAAUGUGAAGUAAGAACCGGCUUCUCAUAGAAAUAAAGUGAUUUAAAUGCUGCUGAAACAUUUAUAGACGCCGAAGAAAACAUCACUUUUUAACUAACUCUAAGCUGGAAGUGUUUUUUCUCCUGCAGAACACUGAAUCAGUGUUUACUGAGUUGAACAAAAUGCAAAAACGUACGACCCUUAAACUCUCACUCUGCGUUCACAACACUCGAGUGCUUCCUGAUAACUAACACAUCUCAAAGCUAGCAUCCUAAACUGUGUCUUUGUCCAUAAAGAAGCAUCCAACAGCCAGGUAACACACGUCCUGUGGUCAAACUGCUCGCAUCAAUGUCGCACAAUGAUGUCGCCUUCUGAACAAUUCAUAAGUCCAAAAAAUAGUUUAGUUUCAGAUGUUAGUUUUAGGAAUCAGAUGGUUCGAUUAGUUUUUAAGUUGCUAUUGAUUUUGGGUUUUCUUAAGUUUUUUUGGUUGAUGGAUUUAAUUUAUGAGAUUGUGUUAAAUAUUCUUCAGCUGAGCCGGGGUUGUAAAUACAUUCUCUGCAAUAUUAUAUUUUCCACGCGAGUGAAAUGGACCCCGAUCAGAGAAGAGAUCUAUAUUUUGUAUUUAUGCUUUUAUGAUUUUUGUGUUGGGAUCAGACACGGUGUCUAAUGAUUGUGCUGCGAUUUAAAGUUACAUCUGCAUAUUGUUGUGUGCGUUCGCUCUACAGUAAAGACUUCACAUGAGGGGAAAAAACACGCGUUUGUUUCUUUUUAUUGAUGUUUAAAAGUCUCAUGAACUCAUGUUCACUAUCUUUUUGUUGACCU
Messenger RNA from Anarrhichthys ocellatus (wolf-eel), 3763 nucleotides. It is a transcript of the gene brf1a, whose product is annotated as BRF1 general transcription factor IIIB subunit a. Bases 22 to 2100 code for a protein of 692 amino acids. The record is from RefSeq and is a predicted model, not a curated record. Gene Ontology annotation, cellular component: transcription preinitiation complex; transcription factor TFIIIB complex; nucleus. The transcript is spliced from 18 exons. NCBI's taxonomy places the organism in Eukaryota, Metazoa, Chordata, Actinopteri, Perciformes, Anarhichadidae. Gene Ontology annotation, biological process: transcription by RNA polymerase III; transcription preinitiation complex assembly; DNA-templated transcription initiation. Gene Ontology annotation, molecular function: TBP-class protein binding; RNA polymerase III general transcription initiation factor activity; RNA polymerase III type 3 promoter sequence-specific DNA binding.